GCACACUGAGAUUGGGGAGGGGGCAACAUUUACCCUGAAGGGUACAGCUGGGCAGCAACAACAAGACUCAGAAAACUGUCACACGUGUACUCUCGCCUCACUUUAAGCUGACUGUACCGCUCCGACGCUGUUCAUUUGUCGAUUAAUUUGCUUCUUGACUCCUUCACGAUUGAAGGGAAGUGAAUCUCUUCGCCGCCAUUUUUUGUGGAACUGCCUAUUGAAGAGAGAAACUUUGCUAGCUACUGGCUGCUGCCUGACGUUAGCAGCUAGCCUAUCUGGCCAGUAGCUUGCCUGCCUACCAGUUCGUUGUGACAGUUAUUGCUUGACAGACAGUCGUUGCCCAGGGCAGCCUGCUUCACGUAGAUAUAAGACUCCUGUGGCCGACCAGCAUAAAUGAAAAAGAUAACGGUUAUUGCUGAAACAAGUAAGCUAGACUCGAAGUCAGCGUUAACGUCUAAAUUGGGCAGGGCACUCGUGUGGUUAGGUUAGCAUUGCUAACUUAAUAGCUAACGAGUUCACACUUUGAUUUCUCUGGACUGCAUUGCCUCGUCUGUGAUUUCAUCCUCUGACUCUGCCGUGUUAAUCAGCCAUUCACACCCCACAUGUCAACCUGUGUGGAUUCAUUUUUAACCAGCUGCCCAUGUGCUGGUUCCUCAGGCCCACCCAUUACGGCAGAUGAAUCCUCAGCUGCUUUGGUGUAGCUCAGCACCCAGAUAGUCCCAUCCCCUCUGCGUGGGAGAGAAGGGACUACAUUACCCAUGAUGCCCGCCUCCGUACGGGCAGGGAGCCUGAAGGACCCAGAUGUGGCUGAGCUUUUCUUCAAAGAAGAUCCAGAGAAGCUUUACUCUGACCUCCGAGAGAUUGGCCAUGGCAGCUUUGGCGCUGUCUACUUUGCACGGGAUAUACGCACAAAUGAAGUGGUGGCAAUUAAAAAGAUGUCCUACAAUGGCAAACAGUCUAAUGAGAAAUGGCAGGACAUUAUAAAGGAGGUGAAGUUCCUCCAGAGGAUCCGGCACCCUAACAGUAUAGAAUACAAAGGUUGUUACCUCCGAGAGCACACGGCAUGGCUGGUGAUGGAGUACUGCCUGGGCUCAGCCUCCGAUCUGCUGGAGGUUCAUAAAAAACCUUUACAAGAAGUAGAGAUCGCUGCCAUCACACACGGUGCUCUGCAGGGGCUGGCCUACCUUCAUUCCCACAAUAUGAUCCACAGGGAUGUGAAGGCAGGAAACAUUCUGCUGACUGAGCCUGGGCUGGUUAAACUGGCCGACUUUGGCUCCGCCUCCAUCGCCUCACCUGCAAACUCCUUUGUGGGAACGCCAUAUUGGAUGGCCCCGGAGGUGAUUCUAGCCAUGGAUGAAGGCCAGUAUGAUGGGAAGAUUGAUAUCUGGUCCUUAGGGAUCACCUGUAUAGAGUUAGCGGAGAGGAAGCCUCCCUUGUUUAACAUGAAUGCAAUGAGUGCCUUAUACCACAUAGCGCAGAAUGAGAGCCCCACACUGCAAUCCAGUGAAUGGACGGAUUACUUUAGAAACUUUAUCGAUUCUUGCCUUCAGAAAAUCCCCCAGGACAGACCACACUCUGACGACAUGCUGGGUCAUGCGUUUCUGCAGCGCGAGCGUCCGGACUCGGUUCUCAUGGAUCUCUCUGAGGACCAGGAUGCAGUGCGAGAGCUUGACAACCUGCGUACGCGCAAAUUAAGAAAGAUCCUCCUUCAGGAGACCCACGAACGGAACACCGCUGCAGAAGUCCAGGAGGGAGAUGAUGAGCUGGAUCCGGGGGGGGGUCGGACGGGAACAGUGAACAGUGUCGGCAGCAACCAGUCCAUCCCCAGCAUGUCCAUCAGCGCCAGCUCUCAGAGCAGCUCCGUCAACAGCCUGAACGAGGCGGCGCAGGACAGCCGCAGCGAGCUGGACCUGAUGGAGGGAGACCACACCGUCAUGUCCAACAGCUCCGUCAUACACCUCAAACCGGAAGAGGAGGAGAGUUUGUCUGUGGAUCAGGCAGUCCCCAGUGAACCCUCUGAGCCCCAGCCAGCAUCAUCUCCGGUUCCCAGGAAGUACUAUCGCAACAGAGAGCACUUCGCCACCAUACGCACAGCAUCACUCGUGACCCGUGAGAUGCAGGAACACGAGCAGGACUCGGAGCUGCGGGAGCAGAUGUCAGGAUACAAACGCAUGAGACGGCAACACCAGAAGCUCCUGAUGGGCAUGGAGAACAAACUGAAAGGGGAGAUGGAUGAGCACCGGCUGAGGCUGGACAAAGAGCUGGAGAGUCUGAGGAACAACUUCAACCAGGAGAUGGAGAAGCUGCUUAAAAAACACCAGGCGGCUCUGGACAAAGACCUGAAGACGUUUACCAACGAUGAGAAGAAGUUCCAGCAGCACAUCCAGGUGCAGCAGAAGAAAGAGCUCAGCAGCUUCCUGGAGUCACAGAAGCGAGAGUAUAAACUACGCAAGGAGCAGCUCAAAGAGGAACUGAGCGAGAACCAGUCGACUCCCAAGAAGGAGAAGCAGGAGUGGCUGUCGAAGCAGAAAGAAAACAUCCAGCACUUCCAGGCGGAGGAGGAGGCCAACCUGCUGAGGAGACAGAGGCAAUACCUGGAGCUGGAGUGUCGGCGGUUUAAACGCAGGAUCCUCAUCGCCAGACACAAUGUGGAGCAGGAUCUGGCCCGAGAGGAGCUGAACAAACGGCAGACACAGAAGGACCUGGAGCACGCCAUGCUGCUCAGACACCACGAGUCGAUGCAAGAGCUGGAGUUCAGGCACCUGGGGACGAUCCAGAGGGCGCGGGCGGACCUGAUCCGGACCCAGCACCAGACGGAGCUCACCAACCAGCUGGAGUACAACAAGAGGAGGGAGAGGGAGCUGAGGCGCAAACAUGUGAUGGAGGUCCGGCAGCAGCCCAAGAGCCUCAAGUCUAAGGAGCUUCAGAUUAAGAAGCAGUUCCAAGACACUUGUAAAACCCAGACCAGGCAGUACAAGGCCCUCAGGAACCAUCUGCUGGAGACCACGCCCAAGUCUGAUCACAAGGCGGUGCUCAAGAGGCUGAAGGAGGAGCAGACCAGGAAGCUGGCCAUCCUGGCCGAGCAGUACGACCACUCCAUCAACGAAAUGCUCUCUACGCAGGCUCUGCGGUUAGACGAGGCUCAGGAGGGGGAGUGUCAGGUUCUGAGGAUGCAGCUGCAGCAGGAGCUGGAGCUGCUCAACGCCUACCAGAGCAAGAUCAAGAUGCAAACAGACGCGCAGCAUGACAAAGAGAGGAGGGAGCUGGAGCAGAGGGUCUCUCUGCGGAGGGCUCUGCUGGAGCAGAAAAUCGAGGAGGAAAUGCUUGCAUUGCAAAACGAGCGUCUGGAGAGAAUCCGCUCGCUGCUGGAGCGCCAGGCCCGAGAGAUCGAGGCGUUUGACUCCGAGUCCAUGCGGCUGGGCUUCAGCAACAUGGUGCUCACUAACCUGGCUCCUGACUGCCCGGGGGGCUGGGGGGGGGGAGCAGGUGGCCCGGGGGCUCAGGGGGGGAGCCAAUGGCCAGGCGGAGGUGGAGCAGGAGGCAACCACAGUCAUCCCCACCAGGGGGGCUCCAGCUCCCAGCAGCCCUGGGGUCACCCCAUGCUGGCCGGGGGCCCGCCACCCUGGAGCCUCCACCACCCCGGGGGGGGGAAUCAGAGGGGGGGCGCGGGGGGGGUGAGGAACAGCCCACAGGCUAUGAGGAGGACGUCAUCAGGGGGGAGAAAUGAACAGGGCAUGAGCAGGAGCGCCAGCAUCACCUCUCAGAUUUCAAACGGAUCCCACCUGUCGUAUACCUAGAACACACACACAAACACAUCUGCACACACACACAGUUUGAUUCCUCUUCUGACACUACACACACACGCAUGCAUCACACAUGCUUCACACACACUUGCAGUUCCUCUCCCAUCCCCACUGCUGUCUGAUGUCAGCGCUCUGCUUGCAGCAGUCUGUGGAAACCCAAAAGUCUUGAGAAUAAUCCAAGAUGGCUGACAGGCAUGUCCAGUUUGCCACAGCAACAGUGUCACUUUGACUAUAGCCUGCAGGGAUGUGUUGCCAUGUUAGUCUCUGUUGCCAUAGACCCAAAGUAGUAUUUUACUUUUAUCUGCCAUGGAGUUUUUCAAUUCAGGAUUUAGUUUGCUGUAUGGUUGUUGUUCUUUUAAGUCUGAUGUUUUCAGAUGUUGCUUUAGCACAUUAUGGUGCAUUCAGUGUUCAGUUUUGAGAAUACCGUUUAAAAAAUAUGUUCCCUUAAAUCUCUCACAGCUCGAGAUGUCAUCACGUCGGUCUGAUAAGGUUUACUGAGAUGAUUGUUUAUGUGCAGUUACAGACGAAUGAGAAGGCAGGAGGCAGAGUAGGGUCUGACGUUGGACAGCUCUGGAAGGGAUAUGCAAAGAGAACAAAGGUUGUUGAAAGUGAAUACCUGAGGGUAUCUCUGACUUUAUGGUAGCAGCACAGGGACGUCCAAAGAGUCACGAAAAGCUAAAAGUAUGCAAUAUUUCAUUCCAGCCUGCGUGAUAAGCUUAUCCUCAAAUAGAGAGGAAUCUAACCGGGGAAAUCCCCAUGUGCAGUGUUUGAGUGGAAUUAGUAUUUAGGAGUGAAUGUGUAGGGCUGCAGAGAUGCCAAUGGUAAGCGUUCAGAGUCAGAUUUGUCAUUUUAAUUCCAACAUACUGUUUAAUGAGAUUGUGCCAGAGAUGUUUUGGGAGGUUCUGAAAUACUAUGCGUAAUAUUAGGCCAAGUUAGAUGCAUGCGUUGCUGGCUUAGAGGAGAGAAGGGAGCCAUUUCCUGUGCAUGCUCGGCCUCUUCAUCUCGGCUCCUGGGUUUCCACAGUCCUCUGCCCACUCCUCACUCAGGCCUGUCUGAGGGACUCUCAUGACGGGGGUGGUUUUUCAGCAGCGCCUAACCUCUAUUUCAAAAUAAUCAAUAUUAGUGUUUAAUCCUUCUUUUUCUGCAGUCAAUAUUCCGGCUCUAAACACUGCGCCCUGUGCGGGUGAUUAAAAGCGAUGCACUGCGCAGUAAAAAAACGUCUCUGACAAAUGUAACCAUGCCUGUUGGUCUACCUCAAGAACACUCGAGCAGGGCUUAACCACAGGGGGUCGUGACUUUAACAAUGACUUGCACUUUUUGCGCAGGCCUUCACCCACACUUGAUAAUCAGAUUGACACACACACACAUGCAUACAUAUAAUAGUGUUUUUUAUUCCAACAGUAUGUCCCUUUGCACACUUGUUGUUAGAUGCAUGUACGGGGUAACAUUUGAGAAAAUGCAAUGGGACAUAAAAGAUCUUUAAGGCACUUAGAAAUGGCUGUAAAUGAGCAACAAUAUCCAUCUCAGUUGCCUUAAAAUGUCUUUAAGUGUUUUUAGAAAAUAAAAAAAGAACUAGAUUUACAGAGUUGGUCGGUGCUGAAUGUCGUUGGAGGUUUAGCGGUGAUGCUGUGAUCUCCGCUGCUAUGCCCCUGCUCCUCUCCCUGGUCUGACGUCCCGCUCUGUCUCACCCCCCCGAGACCCCCGACGGUAUAUUCUGACCUUCAACCUCCUGAUUCCCUACACCCUUGUUCCCCCCCCCCCCCCCCCCCCCCCCCCCCCAGUGCCUGGUGUUGGCUUCACCCCCUCUCUGAUCUAUUUGGAAAGAGCGCUUUAAGUGAAGGAAGAAAAGAAGAAGAAAAAAAUACAUGUUUUAUUAUAAAAAUCUAUAAAAAAGGAUUAUAGAGAAAUAAAGAGAGGUGGAAGUCUUAUUGUAAAAUGCAGAUAUUAUGCAUUGUAUGAUUUUUAGAGGUGGAAUGUACAGGAAACCUGUUAAUAUUGUAUAUUUUGAGUUGAAAAUAUGGAAAUCUAACGGACAAAUCAAAGACACAUGAACUAGUUGUGAUGCAGACACAGUGAUGUGGUUUUCGACCAGCGGUGUUCAGAUCACUGUCUUACUGCGAGUAUUCAAAGCUGUUACAGAUAUUCUGUUGAGAAUGAUAACAACACGACUCUACUGUAGGUCAGGUUGCCUUGAGUAAAUGGCAACAUUUAGUUUCAUGCUGAAUGAGGAAGAUUUUGCACAUAAUUUGAGAUCUAGUUAUAUUUUACUGACCCAUUAUAGAAGACUCACUCACCCUGUAUAUUUAGGUUUUCCUGAUUUUUCUUUGAAGACUAGCUGAAAGGCAAAGGUAUAAUAACAUAGACAAAAAGAAAGAACUGUCUUUUAAAGAUCUCUGAACCUGGAAACGUGCUGAAUUCUACAACAUUUGGUUGCAUAAAACAAAAAUGUGUAUGUGCUGCAAAACCCACGUUGUUGCACAAGAUGGUAAAUAUAUCUGUUGUUGGAUAUCUACAAAGGGUCACUAAAGUGAUAAUAAUUAUGCCUGGAUUUCUUCAACAUGGACACUCUUACGUUGUUUGAAAAAAAGCAUUUUCACAUUACACUAUAGUAGCCUAUUAUUAUUUUCCUCAAAGCGUACCUCCCAGCUCUCAGAAUGAAUAGACACUUGAAAACAGAUUGUGGUUUUCCCCAUGAACAAAUAUGCGAUUACACCACAACGAGUGUUUUAUUUCCUUUUAUGCCAGAAAAGGUCAUGUUAUGUUUGAGGUGACGUCUGCAGAGGGCCGUUGCCGAUUUUAAAACCUUCUCUUAUGUUUACUGGAGCUCCCAGGUGUUUUGGAGGCAGCCGGGCAGAGUCUAGUUUUAGACCUCGGCCCUCUGAACUGGAUCAGUUGCACAAGUUGCACAAGUGAUUGUCCAGAUUAAAGUGUCUACUGUGAUCCCCGCAGUGUGGCAGAGGGACGGCUGCCAUUGGCUGAAAGUAGGCGGGAGGCGGGGCUACGUCUCUGUACAGUCUGUAUCAGUAUUCCCUUUAUCUCUCCUGUCAUUUGGUGGAUCUUGCCGUUUUAUUCUCCGUAGUCCAGAGACCUGUAUUAAACUGUAUUAAAUUGUAUAGAUUGUGCAAAAAGCUGAAUGUCGCAGAAGUGAAGAGCUAUUCCUUACAGAUGACAAAGUGAUUUAAAAUGUAUAAAAUAAAUUCAGAAGCAAAGAAGUUUAGGGGAUAAAUGUAAUAUUUUGUUUGUAAUUACUUCAUUUUUUUUUUGUUUGAAGAGGGCUACUGGAUAAAGAAUCAUCUGUAAUAAAGUAAUUUUAAUAUUUA
Molecule: messenger RNA, 7123 nt
Organism: Gymnodraco acuticeps
Lineage: Eukaryota; Metazoa; Chordata; Actinopteri; Perciformes; Bathydraconidae
Product: serine/threonine-protein kinase TAO1-like
Biological process (GO): protein phosphorylation; execution phase of apoptosis
Molecular function (GO): ATP binding; protein kinase activity
Source: RefSeq, a predicted model, not a curated record